AUGCCACGGAAGGGUGGCAAAUCCACUCAGCGUGGAAAGCCCAGGCUUCUGUCAACAGAGUUCGGACAGCUCGAAACUACCCCGACGUCCCGUCACCUCCAAUCUCCCGAGGAGCACCAUACACAGACGCCAGUCUCCAAAUCGCAAGGUCAGGACAAUAGUGAUCAAACAGCGCGAGUCAAAAGUUCGACUACAAACCAGAAGCAACAGUUGAGUUUCGUCGAUGAGUUUGAUGAUGGAGUAGACGAUGUUGAUCUGAUCAAUUUGGACCCCUUCGAAGAGCCGAAAACACAACCUGCACCUGUCAACGAUUUUUCCUGGUCCGAAACUGGAUCCUUGACUUGUCGAAGCUCACCACUUCGCGGCGGCGAGGCGUCCAAGGAUAUUUGGCAGUUUGACAACCAAGGAUCGCUGAUUGAUGCAUUCUCAAGCCCAAAGUCUGGCAAGGGAGACCUCCCCAAGACUCAGCCACUCACACAAAGCCUCAACGCCCAUCUGGAAGAGUCACCAAACAAAGCUGUGGUUGUAGUGGAUUUCUCAGAAACGGCUUCCACAGGGCGACGGAGCUCGCCGUUCCCUUCUCAAAUCGCAACCGAGGAAUCGUGGGAACUACUCAGUAACAAGCCCCUACUUUCUAGCACCAUCCCCGACUCUCUGCAACUGCCCGGAAUGCCACUUUAUCCACCAGAGAAACCAAUUGAACAUCUGCCAGCGGAUGAGCUCUACGAUGCCACCCCUCCUAGGUCGAGUGCACAGCGUCCAGUCGCUCCUCCGCCGCAACGCUCCCAGGCUCCCCGAGAAAGUGUCAAACAUGAUCAGGAUUCGGCACCAUCGCAGACGAAGAAAACGAAGCGAGCCCCGACCCCGCACCCAAAGGCCCUGAGGAGAGGUUUGGCCAAGUAUAUUGAAGAUACAGACUUGGUGAGAAAUGAAGAGGUACCCGUUUCAUCAUCGGAUCACCCAAAGCCCCGCGAAACUCUCCGAAAGGGAAACAAGACAGGCACUGUCCGAGAAAAGGGACCAAGCGAGGACAAGCAGGCCAUCCCACAAGCGCAAGAUGACCCAGCAACAGGACAAGGCCAGAAGGGGAAGAAGCGAAAGCAACGUGCGAAGACGCCGAUUCAGUUUGACAAGGACACUCAAGCAAUCAAAGAAGUCCACCAACCGAAGAAGAAUGCCGAACCUCCAGUGAGAAUGACCCUCGUGAACGCCAUGAAACAGGCAAGCAUUGCCUCAAGCUCCCCAGCUCUCAGUGCAAGAAAGAAGGCGGCACCCAAGACUACCCGGAAAGCUGCGCCAAAGUCCACACCAAAACCUGCGCCCAAACCGAUUACGAGGAAGGCACAACCCAGAAAGAAACGCAAAAUGUCUGUCGAGGAGGAGUACGAAGAUGACUCUAUCAUCGUCGUCGAUACAACCGACUUCACGGAACCCAAGCCUGUCAUCAACACGAGGGCGAGGACAGCAGCCCAGUCAAAGACCAAAUCUGCACGAGGGAAGGAGGGCCCAGAGAUCAACGCAAGCUCUCAAGGGUUAUCUCAUGACCCGAUCGUGGUGGCAAGCGACCCGGCCAGUUCAUCGAUAUCAGGAGACGAGCCUAAACGGACAGAGCCGUCGCGGCCAUCGCAAGGAAUUCAAUCUGCAGCACAAAAUUUGAUGGCAGGAACCGACACGAGUCCCAUGGCGACACCAAACAUUUCUCUGGAACAUGGUAUAGACCAGCCAUCUGUCGCUUCCCAGCUUCCCAGCGCCCCCAAGGCGAAGGAAGCUAUCGUCGAUACAAUGUCAAUGAACGCAGCUGCAUCGACAAAGCCUGCCGAAGAGCCUAUCAAUCUUCGCAAGCGAAGUCGCCAAACCAAUGUCAACGCUCCUCAAGCUCUCUCGCAUCGUGACCCCAACAUCCCUGUGAAAGGUGCUCUCCGUACUACUCGGGGAGCGGGUAUCUCGAAAAAGGACACUUCUACAAGAGUUAACAAGGCAGGUUUUGUUCAACGCCGCAAGAGCAGCAAAAUGUCACGGAGUUUCAGUAUCAGUAAGGCGGGAAGCCCGGUACCAGUUGAGACGGGACAAGGUCUCUUGAUUGAUGAAUCGAGCCCCAUCGAGGCCCAGAGUCCACGAUUGAAGGAGCAGAAGCUUGAUUCUCGAGGCAACGGUCUACAGCAACGAUACAUCUCAGGUUUGGCAGCGGCAGAGCCAAACCACGACAAGACCAGAAUUGAGCUCAAAGCACGCCCACGAAAUGAACAGAGGGAGCAAGAGAGCGACCUCCUCCCUGGCCUCACUGCGCUCAACAAGAACCUGCAGAACCAGAUCUUUGAGUCUCUUCAAGGGCAGGACGAGGCAUCCGUGGUGGUGGCGGAUGGGGGAAAACGGACCAAGACUACGGAGAAGGGCAAUGAAGUUACCGAGCAAACCGACCCCGAGAAACCGACAGACGAAGUGGCGGAGAAACUCCACGUGCUGGUUGAGACAAUGUUGAGUCACCUGGCAACCAAGGAAGCCACCAUUUACCGCGGGGCGGAUGCCUAUCGCAAGAGCGGGAUCGAUUGCGUGGACAAGAUGGAGCGAAGGUACAGCCAAGAACGGACUGCGCUGGCCGAUGCGUGUAAGAAGGAUGGUGAUAGGUUCGCUCGGCGAGUUCGCGAAGCGAGAGAAACCGUUGAGGACGGCGAAAAGGCGCGGGGGAAGGCGAUGCACCAGCUGGAGCAAGCGGCGACAAAGCGACGUCAGCUAUACCAGCAAGCGAGCACUGGCCUGCGGGCCCUUCACGGGCGACUCUUGAAGCGAAAGAUGGUGGAGGAUGAGGGCAUUUAG
Messenger RNA from Fusarium falciforme, 2814 nucleotides. RefSeq lists its product as hypothetical. NCBI's taxonomy places the organism in Eukaryota, Fungi, Ascomycota, Sordariomycetes, Hypocreales, Nectriaceae. The record is from RefSeq and is a predicted model, not a curated record. The transcript has 3 exons. The coding region runs from base 1 to 2814 and encodes 937 amino acids.